AUGAAGUUGGGCACGAUUUGUUAUUUGGCGAUAGCCGUAGUAAUAAUUGCAUCUGUCGAUGGUGAAUCGGCUAGAUUACUUCACUAUUCCGAUACUUCGUCCAGUCAAGAAACAUCUUAUGAAAUUGAUAUUGAUCCAAAAUACGAUAACCAACAUUUAAUCGGUCGAGCAAUUGCUGAGCAAUUUUCAUCACAAUCGAAGGCUUCUCAUCGUCGUGGAUUCAAUCGGCGUCUUCGAAAUAUUGCUGGUUUCGAUAGAACGGCAAAAAAGAAAAUUAUCAAUGUAUUUACAAUUCCCGACUUUACAACCUCAGCACAAACUAGAUUUGUGGGAAGAAACACUAAGGAAAUCAAUUUGAAAUACUUCCUGGCCGUUAGUGUUCCUACUAUAUAUAAGCAAACUAAUUUUCGAUGUGGUUUUAGAACCACGGCUCUUAAGAUAAUUCUGAUCCUGACAUCAAGACGCGAUAGACAGGGCCGAAUUUCUACUACCAAUUUUUACAGGUCAGAAGAUAAUGGAGCUACCUUUGCACGAUCAUGGUUUUUUGAGAAGAUUUUAAUUCAGCGUUGGGAUUAUAAUUACGAAUCUCCUAAUCAGCUCGUUAUGAUAGAUGCUCGUAACAGUCGUCGCAUUUAUGUAUCCCGGGAUAUUGGCAAGACCUUUACAACGAGGACAUUAGAUUUCAGUCCAGCUGUAUUACGCUUUCGUACCGAUGCUAAUAUUGGUAAUUAUGUUACAGCCUAUGACAGUUACACUAAGAAAUUAUAUGUGUCCAGGGAUAUUAGCGUAAAGUGGAAUCUUAUUGAUGAUCGUGUCAGAAACUUUCAUUGGUCAACGGCAAAAUCUGGUAGUAAUAUUUAUAAAGUCUAUUACGAGUAUCUAAACGCCGACGGCUUUUCAACUAGAAUUCGCUAUUGUAACACUCUGACCAUGGAAAAAGGAGAUUUAGAUCCACAAAUGACAGAUGCAGCUCCUGGAAAUUUACUUGUUGUUGGUAAAUUUGUGAUGACUUUGGUUAACGAUGUAAAUACAUCUCGGCCUCUUUUAUACGUUUCUCAAAAUGACAAUCCAUUCAGGAUAGCUCAUUUUCCGUCUUCCCUGGCUAAAAGGAGAUUCCAUGUGAUCAUUUCUGGUUCUGACGAAAUUAUUAUUGCAAUUAAUCAUCAAUCGAAUCUGACCAAUCUUUACAUCUCGGACGAAAGUGGAACUUAUUUCACUUUAGCUAUUAAGAAUAUUUACGCUGCUUCCGAUUUAUUAUAUAGGCUGGGAUAUUCCUUUCUAGGCUUUGCAAGUAUUGCUAGUAUGCCUGGUACUUACAUAGUAUCACAAGUUAAAAGACCUGCACAAGGACUUUUAAGCCGACCAAGCCUAGUCUCGCUAAUUUCCUUUAAUAAAGGCGGCACUUGGCAUCCUAUCAUUCCACCAAAGAAAGAUCGUUUCGGAAAUCCUAUUAAUUGUAGAGCUCCCUGCUCAUUGCAUUUAGACGUUUUAACCGGCGAUUUUUUGCCAGAAGCUGCUCUCUACUCAUCUUCAACUGCACCAGGUCUUAUUAUGGGCAUAGGAAACUAUGGCAAGGAGUUAACUUCUGUUGAUAGAGCCAUAUAUAUAUCUUAUGAUGGCGGUGCUACAUGGGUGCAAUCAGCGCAUUACUAUCGUAUUUAUACUGCUCUUAAUCAUGGAUCGAUUAUCUUAGCCUCCGGACGAGGGCUUCAAAGAAAUACUGUUAAUGUUAGUUACAGUUGCAAUAGUGGCCAAACAUUUACUGAUAUUCAAGUAGCAAAUUUAACGUUAAAUACGUUGCAUCUCGGUCCUGCUCAACCAGAUACUAAUUCACUGUUAGCUGUGGUCUUAAGUCAUGAUAUGGUUUCCGGAUGGGUCUUUGCUACCUUAAACUUUCGCUCAGUCUUAUCUCGUGAGUGCAACAACAACGAUUAUAUUGAAUGGUAUCCUUAUGAUCUAUAUGAUAAGGAAAAGUGUUUAUUAGGAGCCAGAUACAGUUAUCGUAUACGCAAGUUUGAUUCAUGCUGUUACAAUAAAUAUAGUUAUUCAGGAAAUAACACUAUUACACCUUGUCUGUGCACUAAAGAAGAUUUUCAAUGUAAUUAUGGUUUUGAAAUCCAAAGCGAUGGUACAUGUACUGUCAUUGCCGCAGAGCGAAAAACUUGCUUAAAUGAUUCAACAUUUACUGAAGUAGCGUAUCGUAAGACACCAGGAAAUAAAUGUAAAGGUGGAAUUGAAACAGAAAUGUUACGAGGCAAAACUUAUUGGUGCAAAACAUUGCAAGUAAAAUCAGACGCAGGCUUAACUUAUAGCUUGGCUAUCGGUGUACCGGCUCUUAUACUGAUUGUGGCGAUUUUAAUUUAUAUCCAAAUUCGUCGCAAUCGUACCCGCAUUUACUACGAUAAUGAUUCAGGACUGAUAGCACCCUCUAAAUUAGAAGAAAGUACUCGUGAAAAGUAA
Trichoplax adhaerens is the source of this 2460-nucleotide messenger RNA. RefSeq lists its product as uncharacterized. Lineage: Eukaryota; Metazoa; Placozoa; Uniplacotomia; Trichoplacea; Trichoplacidae. Gene Ontology annotation, cellular component: membrane; Golgi apparatus. The coding region runs from base 1 to 2460 and encodes 819 amino acids. Gene Ontology annotation, biological process: post-Golgi vesicle-mediated transport. The record is from RefSeq and is a predicted model, not a curated record. Gene Ontology annotation, molecular function: protein binding. The transcript is spliced from 11 exons.